AUGACCAUGGACUUUCGUUCAAUUGUCUUCGCAAUCGCUCUACUCAUUUUCGCAGCGAAAACAUCUGCAUUAAACUCAACAGCAGCGGCAGUAACAAACUCCACGAAAAUAACUGCGACAGGCACAAAAACAGUCACAAACACAACGGCAGUAGCAGUGACAAAAACAACAAUAAAAUCUUCGCUUUCUAACUGUACGAAACAGUCUCAAUGCGCAAAAACACAUUUUUGCAAUACAAAACUUCGAAUCUGUUCAUUGAAGUUAUCAUUGAAUAGUACAUGCAGUCAAGACAAAGAAUGCUCAAGCAACAAAUGUCAUGAUAAACUAUGCCGACAAUCGUGUAGUCAAGACAAAGAGUGCUCAACGGACAGAGAAUAUUGCACAAUAUCACAUUAUUGUGCCAAGAAACAUUGUGGAGCAUGUAUACGCAAUGCUCAAUGUGCAAACAAUAAGUGCCACAUUUUCCGUUGCUCAACAGAUACUUGUACAGCGAAGUUGAACGCGCUUAAGAAAUCACGUUGA
This is a messenger RNA of Adineta ricciae, 522 nucleotides long. Lineage: Eukaryota; Metazoa; Rotifera; Eurotatoria; Adinetida; Adinetidae. The record is from the annotation of a GenBank genome assembly.